Messenger RNA from Homarus americanus (American lobster), 1041 nucleotides. RefSeq names its product extensin-like. The coding region runs from base 1 to 1041 and encodes 346 amino acids. Lineage: Eukaryota; Metazoa; Arthropoda; Malacostraca; Decapoda; Nephropidae. The transcript has 2 exons. The record is from RefSeq and is a predicted model, not a curated record.
AUGACCAUCUCAGCAACACCAAUAACUAUACCAGCUCCAUCAAGGAGGAUCGCCAAGCAGACCAACUGGAAACUAUUCAACGAAAAAGCUACAGCCAAACUUGAGGCCAAACACACGACAAACCUACAAACCAUAGACAACCAUCCGGUGAACAAAAUAGACGAAGAAAUCAGCACAUGGUCAACCCACAAGUUCCCCCACACCAAGCUACCCACAAGUUUCCCCACAUCCAGCAACCCACAAGUUCCCCCACAUCCAGCGACCCACAAGUUCCCCCACACUCAGCGACCCACUAGUUCUCCCACACCCAGCGACCCACACGCUCCCCCACAUCCAGCGAUCCACAAGUUCCCCAACAUCCAGCUACCCACAAGUUUCCCCACAUCCAACGACCCACAACUUCCCACACUCAACAACCAAAAGUUUCCCCACACACCUAGCAACCCACUAGUUCCCCCACAACCAAGCUGCCCCCAAAGUUCCCCACGUCAACGACCCACCUUCCACGCACUCAAUGACCAAAAGUUCCCCACACCUAGCAACCCACAAGUUUCCCCACGUCCAGCAGCCCACAAGUUCCCCGUCAGCAACCCUGGUUCCCCACGUCCAGCAACCCACAAGUUUCCCACACCCAGCACUAGUUCCCCCAUCCAGCAACCCACGUUUCCCCACACCCAACAACCCACAAGUUCCCCCACACCCCAGCAACCCACAAGUUCCCAUCCAGCAAGCCCACAAGUUUCCCCAUCCAGCAACCCACUAGUUCCCCACGUCCAGCCAGCCCACAAAUUUCCCCACGCCAGCAGCCCACUGGUUCCCACGUCAGCAGCCACAAUUCCCCACGCCCAGCGGCCACUAGUUCCCCACGUCCAACUGACCCACAAGUUCCCCACCCAGCAGCCACUGGUUCCCCAUCCAGCAACCCACGCGUUUCCCCCACCCAACAACCCACAAGUUUCCCCACCCAGCAACCUAAGUUUCCCCACCCAACAACCCACAAGUUCCCCCACACCCAGCAACCCACAAGUUCCCUCCAUAUAG